This is a messenger RNA of Beta vulgaris subsp. vulgaris (sugar beet), 1367 nucleotides long. RefSeq names its product bidirectional sugar transporter SWEET2. Gene Ontology annotation, biological process: carbohydrate transport. Lineage: Eukaryota; Viridiplantae; Streptophyta; Magnoliopsida; Caryophyllales; Amaranthaceae. The coding region runs from base 212 to 916 and encodes 234 amino acids. Gene Ontology annotation, cellular component: membrane. The record is from RefSeq and is a predicted model, not a curated record. Gene Ontology annotation, molecular function: sugar transmembrane transporter activity. The transcript is spliced from 6 exons.
UGUUCUUUGACGGGUACUGCAAUUGAUAUAAAACGUGAUUAUAUUUGUCAUAUUUCUAAGCAGACAGACUGGAACACACUACGAGCACAAAGGCAAAGCAUUCAGAAAUCAGAAGAGAGAGAAAAACUCGUCUGCAAAACAAAGAAAGGGAAAAAAAACAAGGGAACAAAUUCCAUAAUUCUAAAAUUUUUCUAUACCCAAAUUAUUAUUCAUGGUUUCUUCUCUAGCAAUUGUAGCAUAUUCUGUUUUCAAAGAUGCAGCUGGAGUUGCUGGGAACAUCUUUGCUUUUGGGCUAUUUGUCUCACCAAUACCAACCUUCAGGAGAAUUCUCAGAAAUGGGUCAACAGAAGAAUUCUCAGGAUUGCCAUAUAUAUACACCCUUCUGAACUGUUUGAUAUGUGCCUGGUAUGGGUCACCCUUUGUAUCAGUUGAUAAUAUAUUGCUUACGACAGUCAAUACGAUUGGUGCUAUCUUCCAAUUAGUCUACAUAACCCUCUUCAUAACAUAUGCGGAUCCAGAAAGAAAGAUGAAGAUGCUUGGUUUGCUAGCUGCAGUGUUUGUUUCAUUUGCCACAUUAGCCAUCCUGAGCUUAGAAGUCUUUGAAUUUUCUUCGAGGCAGAUUUUCGUUGGGCUUAUAAGUUGCGCUUCUCUCAUUUCGAUGUUUGCCUCCCCACUCUUUAUAAUUAGAUUGGUUAUACGGACAAAAAGUGUUGAAUACAUGCCAUUUUACCUUUCGCUCUCUUCCUUCUUGAUGAGCAUGUCUUUCUGCGCGUAUGGGAUGUUUAACUGGGACGCAUUUGUAUAUGUCCCAAAUGGAAUAGGAGUAUUCCUCGGAAUCACACAAUUGGGAUUGUAUUCUUAUUACAGUAACAAAUCAAGUGAAGAUCGUGAACCUUUGAUUGUUUCCUAUUCAUGACAUUCUUUGCUGAAAUUCACAAGGUACAACUUCCUUGACGCUUCUCAUUCUUAAACGCUCACCUCGUCAGAAAAGAUAAAAAUUUCGGCAUGGCAUGCAUGAGUUUUGCUGCGCCUAUUUGCAGGAAAACUGGUAUAUAUGUAUCAGAAGAGCAACAAUUUUAUUUUUCUGUGUUGGCAAAAUCCUUGAAAUCAGUUUUCUUUUUUCAGUUCUUUCUUCUUCAGCUAUUUCUUCCUAUCACAUUGGUCGGCGAUCAUUUUCCUUUUAGCAAUUCUUUCUUACAGGUUAUGGCAACCUGAUAAUUGUUCUGGUUGAUUCAUGCAGAAAAUUUUCCCUACUCCCUAUUUAAGGAAUGGAAAAUAUUCUUUUUCUUGUAUCUGUAAAGGAUCUUCAGCAUAGUUUGUACUUAUUUUUUUUGGGUGCAAAUGAUAAUUUUUUAUUUGUUGAUUUA